AGUGUCCGUUGUCUCUCCGAGACGUGUGUUGCGAUUGGCGGAGUGCCUGAAAAAGCCACGUUACGUGUGGGUGGGCCAAUUUAAUCCUCGCCUUCGUUGAGCGCCGCCGUGGUGGCUGCUGGGCCCGGGCUUGGUAGGCCGCAGUUGUGUGAAGUGAGAUGGCGGUGGCCGUGCGGGCUCUGCAAGAGCAGCUCGAGAAGGCCAAGGAGAGCCUCAAGCACGUCGAUGAAAAUAUCCGAAAACUCACGGGGCGGGAUCCCAACGAUGUUCGACCCGCUCAAGGUAGACUGCUGACCAUCACAGGCCCUGGUGGAGGUAGGGGGCGUGGAAGUCUGUUGCUGAGGCGUGGAUUCUCGGAUAGCGGAGGAGGACCCCCAGCCAAACAGAGGGAUCUGGAAGGGGCAACCAAUAGAUUGGCAGGGGAACGUCGGACAAGAAGAGAAUCACGCCAUGAAAGCGACGCAGAGGAUGAUGAUGUUAAAAAACCUGCGUUGCAAUCUUCUGUUGUUGCUACCUCCAAAGAGCGAACACGCCGAGACCUUAUUCAGGAUCAAAAUAUGGAUGAAAAGGGGAAACAAAGGAAUCGGCGUAUAUUUGGUCUGUUGAUGGGUACUCUUCAAAAGUUCAAACAAGAAUCAACAGUUGCUACUGAGAGGCAAAAAAGACGGCAAGAAAUUGAACAAAAACUUGAAGUACAGGCAGAGGAAGAGAGAAAACAAGUUGAAAAUGAAAGGAGAGAACUCUUUGAGGAAAGACGUGCUAAACAAACAGAACUGCGGCUUUUGGAACAAAAAGUUGAACUUGCUCAGUUGCAAGAAGAAUGGAAUGAACAUAAUGCCAAAAUAAUUAAAUACAUAAGAACAAAGACAAAGCCUCAUCUGUUCUACAUUCCUGGCAGAAUGUGUCCUCCUACUCAGAAGCUGUUUGAGGAUUCUCAAAAAAAGUUAAACGCACUCUUUGAAAAUAGACGCAUUGAAUUUGCUGAGCAAAUAAACAAAAUGGAGGCCAGGCCCAGACGGCAAUCUAUGAAGGAAAAAGAACACCAGGAGGUAAAGAAGGAAGAAAAGAAGGAAGACCAGAACAAGGAGCAGGAAGAGGGUAAGGUGGUUCAGCAGGUGGAAGAGAUGGAGACAGGUAAUCAGAGCAAUGAUGUAGAAAUGGAAGAGGUAGCGGAGGAAAAAGAGGUAGGUGCUAGUCAUAGUGAUGGGGAGAUAGAACAGGAGGAGGAAGAACAGAAAGAGGAAUUGGAGGUUAAAGCAGCAGAAGGAGCAGAGGUGAAAGAGAAUGAUAGGCACCAAGAAAAUCAGGAGGAGGAUGUUGUGUUAGUGAAAGAAGAUGGGGAAGAUAUUCUGCCAAUAGAUGGUGAACAAGAUCUGAUGGAAACUAGUGAGGCAGAUCAUGUAGAACCACUAGAAAAUGAGAAUAGCAAAGAAGUGGAACCAGAACUGGAGUGUAAUAUCCAACCAGAACAGGAAGGGCCUGUUGCCCUGGAAAAGGAGGAAGCCAGCAAGUCAGAAGGUGAAGUUGCAGCUGAAGUUGAAACAGAGGAGGUGGAAGAAAAGGAGUCUGAGUCCACUCCCACAAUAUCAGAGGCUGAGGCCCAGCCUCAGUCAGAGUCCGUGGUUCAGCCACAGCCUCCACCGCAGUUGGAAUCCAUUCAAGAUCAGGAGCCUCAGAUAGACAAAGAUGAAUCUGCAGUGCCUGACAAACUGCCUGAAAUUCAGGCAGAGCCAGUGCAGGCAGUAACUGUAGAAGCGGCAGGUAAGGUAAGGAGUAGGAGCAGGGGUCGAGCAAGGAACAAAACCAGCAAGAGUCACAGUCGGAGUACUAGCAGUAGCACUAGCAGUACUAGCUCCACAAGUAGUAGUAGUGGCAGCAGUUCCAGCAGUGGCAGCAGUAGUAGUCGCAGUAGUUCCAGCAGCAGUAGCAGCAGUAGCGGAACUAGCAGCCGAGAAAGUAGCAGUAGUUCUAGUAGCAGUGAGAGCAGAAGUCGAAGCAGAGGGCGUGGGCACAAUAGGGAUAGAAAGCGCAGGAGAAGUGCGGAUCGGAAGCGAAGGGAUAAUUCAGGAGUAGACAGAAGUCACAAGUCUUCGAAAGGUAGAAGCAGAGAUGCAAAAGACUCAAAGGAUAAAAGUUCAAGGUCGGACAGAAAGAGGUCAAUAUCAGAAAGUAGUCGGUCAGGCAAAAGAACUUCACGGAGCGAAAGAGACCGUAAAUCAGACAGGAAAGACAAAAGGCGUUGACAGAAGAGACCAGGCUCCCUAGCCUAAUCUUUGCAGCAGAAGAUUACUUGAGUGAAAGGAUUCCAUGUGAGGAAGAAAAGGCUGCCUUAAUUGCAUGCUGUUGUUUUUUUUUAUUUGAGAAAUACAGACUUUACCAGGCAACUCUUGUGCUUUUUACAUGAUUUUGUAAAAGGUUACUUGUCAAAUUAUGUGAAGAUACAGAUAUGUACAAAUAAAGGGAGGGACAGCUCGUUCAUCUUUUUAAAUAUUCUGUACUUAGGAGUUUCUGUAUAUUUUAAUAGAUACACCAUUACAGUUGUGUGAUUUGAUUCUGUAUCAUAAGUUUUUUGUAAAAAUAAAUGUGCAUUUUACGAGGUUUGAGAGUGCCUCUUGCAUAGAAAUCUUUUCCCCUUUAUUUGCAAAAUUUAUAGAGUUGUUAACCUGCCUGUUAACUCUCCUAAUUGCUAACAAUUUCAAUUCCAAAGUCAUGAAGGAGUACACACCUGCGCAUAAUCCGGGUUUUCUUUUCUGUGUUUUCACUAUACAAGUCUAUUUUAGGUUUUACUAAUGUUGUUUGGUGAACUGUUCAUAUAUGGGAGCAAACUAAGUAUGUCAGGCCAGUUUUAAUUUGGACAUCUAAAACCUGUUUGGAAAGCCCUGUAGUUAUUACUGCAAGCCAUGCCUGCCCUCUAGUGCUAGGGUGAUGUUUAGAGAAUUUUAAAUUUGCAGUUCCAUUAACUUCAGUGCUUUGCUGUAUAGUGCAGGAAGGUGCGGUCAACUUCUAAACUAAAUUAUUGUGCAUCACUGACUAAAAGCCUUUACAUGCCAAUAACAAUGGAUUAUACUGUUAAAUUAAUCUGGGACUAACAUGUCUGUUGUGCUUAUGAAUACUGUUGAAUGGGGAAACUGAACUCAGACUUUGCAUUUCUGUACAGCUAAAGCAAGUAAAUGGCAAAAUAGCUAGUAUUAAAAAGGUGACUUGCUGUUUUUAAAUUUUCUAUAAAAUUUAAGUGUAUACAUUGGCCUGUCCUGUAAAAGUCCAAAUAAAGGUAGCUUUAUGUACUA
Molecule: messenger RNA, 3287 nt
Organism: Pogona vitticeps (central bearded dragon)
Lineage: Eukaryota; Metazoa; Chordata; Lepidosauria; Squamata; Agamidae
Gene: PNN
Product: pinin, desmosome associated protein
Cellular component (GO): catalytic step 2 spliceosome
Source: RefSeq, a predicted model, not a curated record